Camellia sinensis is the source of this 1101-nucleotide messenger RNA. The record is from RefSeq and is a predicted model, not a curated record. Lineage: Eukaryota; Viridiplantae; Streptophyta; Magnoliopsida; Ericales; Theaceae.
AUGGAAAGCAACGAUGACACCGAUGCACGGAUGCAAGAAAUGUGUGAUGAUGUCGCGGCGCUCGCAAUCGAGUGGCAGACUGAAAUGAAUAACAAUUAUGUUGAAGCAUACAGAAUUGCCUCCGACUACUACAGGGCACACGUGCUUAAAGUUCCAUGUCGGACGUCCAUCUUGACGGGGAGGGCAUGGAUUUUGGAAAUGUAUAAUGGACACAGUGGCAGAUUUCGCUAUGAACUGUGCAUGCCCAAAGUCAUUUUUACCCGUUUAUGUGCCACACUAGUGAACGACUUCGGGUUGCAUGUACUUGAGCGGGACCACGACUUGCACGUUGAGGAAAGUGUUGCAAUCUUCAUUCAUGUUCUAAAAAACUUGCCUAACCGCGAGCUUCAAGAAAGAUUCCAACACUCCAGUGAAACAAUAUCACGCCAUUUUCAUAAUGUUCUGAAAGCAAUGAAAAAGUUUAUUGUUGCGCACUGUCGGCCGCCCACAGAUUUCCAAAACAGGAGGGAUCCCCACCUGCAGACCCAACCACAGUAUUUGCCGUUUAAGGGUAGCAUGCAUAACAGUCGGAUUUUAAACAUUGUCACCGAGGAUCCGCAAUAUAAUUUUCCAACUGUAGUGGAUGGUCGCUAUUAUCUAGUGGAUAGUGGAUACAGUAAUAAGAAGGGAUUUCUCGCACCAUAUAAGGGCAGAAACUAUCACCAACCACACUUUCAACGUCACAAGUCGAGGAAUCAUGACGAGUUGUUCAACCGUGCCCACUCUUCAUUGCGGAGUGUGAUUGAGCGAACAUUUGGCGCUUGGAAGUCACGGUGGAGAUUCUUGCACAACAUGCCUCAGUUUGACUUUCGUAGAGUCCAGGUGCCGUUGGUGGCUGCAUCUAUGGCAUUACACAAUUUCAUACGCAGAAACUGCGAGGAUGAUGCGACCAUUGCUACUGUCAGAAAUGCGGCGGAGUACACGUAUGCCAAUAUUCCCGAUCGCGCAAAUUUGGCUGCCCUAGACGAAGCCGUCGUGGCUACGGACGAGGACGUUGAAAUGGCGGAGGUGCGUCAUCAAAUAAGGGCUGAGUUAUACCAAAUUCGGCGCAAUGGUAGGUAG